Molecule: messenger RNA, 1389 nt
Organism: Eruca vesicaria subsp. sativa (arugula)
Lineage: Eukaryota; Viridiplantae; Streptophyta; Magnoliopsida; Brassicales; Brassicaceae
Source: the annotation of a GenBank genome assembly
AUGGAUUCUGGUAUCCAAGAACUUGAGUUCUCUCAUCUUCAUAUCCCUGUAACCAUCAAAAACAAGUGUCUUGUACAUCCAUCAAGCCCAACUCCUGCAGAUCAAUCUCCUCACCAUAGUCUCUAUCUUUCAAACCUUGAUGAUACAGUCGGAGCACGUGUCCUCACUCCCUCCGUUUAUUUCUAUCGAUCAAGCAAUGACCAAACCAAAAACAAAGAAUCUUUUGUACUUACACGGCUUCAAGAUGCUCUUGGUGAGGUUUUAGUUCCGUAUUAUCCACUCUCCGGUAGGUUAAGAGAAGUAGAAAAUGGGAAGCUAGAAGUUUUCUUUGGCGCAGAGCAAGGUGCGUUGAUGGUGUCAGCGAGUUCUUCAAUGGCCUUAGAUGAUCUUGGAGAUCUCACAGUGCCAAAUCCUGCUUGGCUACCAUUAAUAUUUCAAUAUCCAGAAGAAGAAGCUUACAAAAUACUGGAAAUGCCGUUACUUAUAGCUCAAGUAACGUUUUUCACCUGUGGUGGGUUUAGCCUUGGGAUCAGACUCUGUCAUUGCAUAUGCGAUGGUUUUGGAGCUAUGCAGUUUCUUGGCUCCUGGGCUGCUACUGCCAAAAACGGGAGAUUGAUUGCAGAUCCUGAGCCGGUUUGGGAUAGAGAAGUUUUCAAACCAAGAAACCCUCCAAUGGUGAAGUAUACACAUGAUGAGUACCUUGCAGUUGAAGAAAGAUCGAAUCUGACGAACUCUCUGUGGGCAACGAAGCCAUUGCAGAAAUGUUACAGGAUAAACAAGGAGUUUCAGUGUCGGGUUAAAAGCAUUGCUCAAGGACAAGACUCAAGCUUAGUUUGCAGCUCGUUUGAUGCAAUGGCUGCACAUAUAUGGAAAUCAUGGGUCAAAGCACUUGAUGUGAAGCCAUUAGAAUACAAUCUCAGGCUCACGUUUUCCGUCAACGUAAGAACAAGACUCGAAACCCUCAAACUGAGAAAAGGCUUUUACGGUAACGUGGUGUGUUUGGCUUGCGCUACUAGCAGUGUCAACAAUGUUAUGAACGAUUCUCUUUCCAAGACAACCAGGCUGGUUCAAGAGGCGAGGGUUAGGGUUACAGAGGAUUACUUGCGUUCUAUGGUGGACUACAUGGAGGUGAAACGGCCAAAGAGGUUAGAGUUUGGAGGGAAGCUGAUGAUAACGCAAUGGACCCGGUUUGAAAUGUAUGAGACAGCGGAUUUUGGAUGGGGUAAACCGGUCUACGCAGGACCAAUAGACUUGAGGCCUACGCCACAGGUUUGUGUAUUGUUACCUCAAGGAGGAGUAGAGUCUGGUGGUGAUCAAAGCAUGGUGGUUUGCCUUUGUUUGCCUCCUGCUGCUGUUCAUAAUUUCACUCGGCUUCUAUCUUUAAAAUGA